Drosophila subobscura is the source of this 681-nucleotide messenger RNA. RefSeq lists its product as uncharacterized. Bases 285 to 650 code for a protein of 121 amino acids. The record is from RefSeq and is a predicted model, not a curated record. The transcript has 3 exons. NCBI's taxonomy places the organism in Eukaryota, Metazoa, Arthropoda, Insecta, Diptera, Drosophilidae.
CACAAGUAGCAAAAUUUUUAAUUUAUUUUAUAUUUUAUCAACGCUUUUCCACCGAUACUCUCACGCCUUGACGAUAGUUUUGUGCUGCGCAGCCCUGACCGUACAUUUGAUAGUGUACCCGAACCCGGAAUCCAUAUGCUGAAACACUUUCUUUCCAGCUAAACGAUCCGAAGCACCUUUUUAAUCAAGGAACAAAAGCAACAGCUUUGCCAUCUGCUGAGGGGAAUACGAAUAAUCGCAUAAAGCAUUCCCAUUGAGUCCCACUUGUUGCCAGUUCACACAGAAUGUUGCUCUUGAUUGCAUUGCUGAUUUUUGAUGUUGCCCAAGCCACGGCCUUCCCAGUGCCCGUUCCUGUGGCAGAGCAAACCACCAAAUCGGCAAUUGUUUCCUAUAAAAAUUAUAAAGUUUUUCGGGUGGGAGUCAACACCAAAAGUCACUUUCAAGUGAUUGAAUUUCUGCUAUCCGAUCCCGAGAUGUAUAAUUUAUGGCGCAUGGGCAAGAACGAGGUGGACAUAAUGGUGCAUCCCAGAGUGUUGGAAGAAUUUCACAAGACAGUCACAAAGGAAACAUUUGAUGUGCAGUUGCUGGUGGACGAUGUGCAGAAACUCAUAGAUGCCGCGCGUGCAAAGCGAUCUCCUGCAAUUGGUUGAGUAAAUAAAACAAUCAGAAUACAUUUUCAUA